Protopolystoma xenopodis is the source of this 630-nucleotide messenger RNA. The record is from the annotation of a GenBank genome assembly. NCBI's taxonomy places the organism in Eukaryota, Metazoa, Platyhelminthes, Monogenea, Polystomatidea, Polystomatidae.
AUGGCGGGGACCGGAGUUAGUUGGCCUACUGUAGGUCUGUUCUACCAAAGACGUGGUACACUUAGCAAUGAGGUGACGAUGACACUUAAAAGCGUGCACCUCGAAUUGGUCACUCUGACGCAGGGGACUGUGAAUAACGCAUCGAGUAGGACAGAUGUGGUGGCAGGAGUCGACUGUUUUAAAAACAAGGACGUGAUUUAUCACUUGCCUUUGGACUGUUUACUAGAUCUCCUUUGUUCAAAUGACCUUGCUUUGUCUCAAGGCGAAUUCGAACUUCUUAAUUUGAUUGAAAAAUGGCACACUGAUAAAGCCAACCGUCUUCAUGAGAUGCAGUUGGGACAUGAAGAACUAUUACUUGAAAUUGAAAAAAAUGAUUGUAUAUGUCUGAGCCUCUUGAGGAAUUGUAUUCGAUUCCAGCUGCUUGAUGUUCAGCUACUGCAGAACUGGAGCCAUUUCCAUACUCUUAAGGACCUCGGUGAAACCAAGUUUCUUUUUAGUGGCUUCAUUGUCGAGAAAUCUCUUUACCUCGUGCAUUCAGCAUUGGAGGAUCGAAAAGGCAUCGAUGAACUAGAAGCGCAUAGAAAGUGGGGCCGCAAUGUAAGUAGUUUUAUUAAAUGUCUCAGUGUUUAG